AUGUUGGGGACCCUCAGAUUUUGGAUGUUUCUUCCCACAGCUGUGCAGUGCCCACCAGGUCACCGGAUGUGUGUUUUCUUUGAGGGCCCUGGGGUACAGGGCAGUACGAGGGCCCUGGGGGAGCUGCUAGAUGCAGGGCCAGGGCCCCCUAGGGGCAUCCGCUGCCUCUUCAGUCUCUGUUGCUUCGGAAUCUGGAACCUGACUCAGGAUGGGGCUCAGCUGGAGAUGCAGGGCUGCCGAGACAGCGAUGAGUUGGGCUGUGAAUCCCCCAGAUGCGAGCCGGCCCGCCGUGCCCACCCCAGCCCUGGCUCCACUCUCUUCACCUGCUCCUGUGGCACUGACUUCUGCAAUGCUAAUUACAGCCACCUGCCACCACCAGGGACCUCAAGGACCCCCGACUCUCUGGGUCCCCAGAGUCCACCUGGGGACUCCUUUCUGGUGGCAGUGUCUCUGCUGGGGACGGUUCUCCUUCUUAUGCUGAGCGGCGGCAUCUUGGCCCUUCGACAGUGGAAGGCAUUUAGGGCCUCGGGGGGCCAGCAGCUAGAACCCGAGCCAGGCAGCGGUUGGAGCCAGGAGUUGCCGGAGCUGCAGGAGUUAUGCUUCUCUCAGGUCCUGCAAGAGGGAGGCCACACAGUGGUAUGGGCAGGACACCUACAGGGGGAGCCGGUGGCUAUCAAGGCCUUCCCCCCUUGGGCGGCACCCCAAUUCCAGGCAGAGAAGGCACUCUAUGAGCUAUCAGGCCUGCAGCAUGACAACAUAGUCCGGUUCAUUGCUGCUGGCAGAGGGGGCCCUGGCCCUCUGCCCCCCGGACCCCUGCUGGUGCUUCAGCUGUACCCCAAGGGCUCUCUGCGCCACUUCUUGGCCCAGCACACCUGCGACUGGGGCCACUCUCUCAAGCUGGCACUGUCUCUGACCAGGGGCCUGGCGUUCCUUCACGAGGAAUCCUGGAGGGACGGUCACUAUAAACCAGGCAUUGCCCACCGGGACCUGGGGAGCCACAACGUGCUUGUUCGAGAUGAUGGCUCCUGUGCCAUCGGAGACCUGGGCCUCGCCUUGGCUCUGCCCGGCCUCACUCAGCCGCCUACCUGGCUCCCCGCUCAACCCCGGGGCCCAGCCACCAUCAUGGAGGCUGGAACUCAGCGGUACAUGGCCCCGGAGAUCCUGGACAAGACGCUAGACCUUCAGGACUGGGGGAUGGCCCUGCGGAGGGCUGACGUCUACUCUCUGUCGCUGCUCUUGUGGGAGACUUUAAGUCGAUGCCCCGACCUGUGGCCUGACCACAGGCCCCCGCCAUUCCAGCUAGCCUACGAGGCAGAGCUGGGCAGUAGCCCCACCACCUGCGAGCUCUGGGCCUUGGCAGUGGCAGAGAGGAGGCGGCCCCGCAUUCCCCCAAGCUGGUACCGCGCCACGAUGGACCCCGGUGGGUUGCCAGAGCUGCUGGAGGACUGCUGGGAUUCUGAUCCAGAGGCUCGCCUCACUGCCGACUGUGUACAGCUGCGAUUAGCAAGGCUGAGCCCCCCCGAGUCUGGGGAGGCCUCCCUCGACGUCCUUCCUUCUCUGUGCCCCCAAGCCUGCUCUGCCAACCCCGGGGUAGCAGCCCCACCGCCCUGGCAUGGGCCCCCUUCCGACUCCCGCUGA
This is a messenger RNA of Gracilinanus agilis (Agile Gracile Mouse Opossum), 1638 nucleotides long. It is a transcript of the gene AMHR2, whose product is annotated as anti-Mullerian hormone receptor type 2. Gene Ontology annotation, cellular component: plasma membrane; signaling receptor complex. Gene Ontology annotation, biological process: BMP signaling pathway; cellular response to growth factor stimulus; protein phosphorylation. Gene Ontology annotation, molecular function: ATP binding; transforming growth factor beta receptor activity. Bases 1 to 1638 code for a protein of 545 amino acids. Lineage: Eukaryota; Metazoa; Chordata; Mammalia; Didelphimorphia; Didelphidae. The transcript has 11 exons. The record is from RefSeq and is a predicted model, not a curated record.